AUGUAUAUCUCACUUGCUCUUAUUGUUUUUCUUUCAUUAUUCAGUCAAUCAUUGGCUGCUGGAUGUCCAAAAAUCGUUACUCAAAAAGAUUUUAAUGCUACAAAAUAUUUAGGUCUUUGGUAUGAAAUUGAAAGAAAUGAUAUUAUUUUUGAAAUAGCAUCAAGAUGUGAAAAUGCUACUUAUACAGCCAAUGAUAAUGGUACUGUUGGUGUAUGGAAUCAAGCUGUUACUGCAUAUAGUGGUUAUUAUAGUAUCCAUGGUAUUGCUCGAGUUAAAGAUCCUGCAGAACCAGGUGCUUUAGAAGUUAUUUUUACUAAUCCAGCUCGAAAAGGAGAUUAUAAUGUAAUUACAACAGAUUAUAAUGAAUAUGCACUUGUUUAUGCUUGUGAAACUAUACCAGUUGUUGGUUUUAAAAUGGAAUUUAUUUGGUUACUUUCACGAAAAAAAUCUUUAUCACCAUCACGUAUCAAUGAAUUAAAAAAGAUUUUAAAAGAUAUGGGAGCUGAUGUGAAUAAUGUUAAACCAACUCGACAAGAUUGCUCAUAA
Molecule: messenger RNA, 546 nt
Organism: Adineta steineri
Lineage: Eukaryota; Metazoa; Rotifera; Eurotatoria; Adinetida; Adinetidae
Source: the annotation of a GenBank genome assembly